Messenger RNA from Lepus europaeus (European hare), 699 nucleotides. RefSeq names its product clarin 2 (gene CLRN2). The record is from RefSeq and is a predicted model, not a curated record. The transcript has 3 exons. NCBI's taxonomy places the organism in Eukaryota, Metazoa, Chordata, Mammalia, Lagomorpha, Leporidae. The coding region runs from base 1 to 699 and encodes 232 amino acids.
AUGCCUGGAUGGUUCAAAAAGGCGUGGUAUGGGCUGGCGUCUGUGCUCAGCUGCUCCUCCUUCCUCCUGAUCCUCGCUGCCCUGGCGGUACCCCACUGGCUCAGUGGGAAAAUCCUUUGUCAGACUGGAGUGGAGCUGGUCAAUGCCACGGAUCCAGAGCUGGUCAAAUUCAUCGGAGACAUUUACUACGGGCUCUUCAGAGGGUGUAAGGUGCGACAGUGUGGGCUCGGUGGACGCCAGUCCCAGUUCACGAUCUUUCCUCACCUGGUGAAGGAACUCAACGCAGGCCUUCAUGUGACGAUUCUGCUGCUCCUCUUCCUGGCCUUGGCUCUGGCUCUGGUCAGCAUGGGCUUUGCCAUUCUCAACAUGAUCCAGGUCCCCUACCGGGCAGUCAAUGGCCCCGGGGGCAUCUGCCUAUGGAAUGUCUUGGCAGGUGGAGUCGUGGCUUUGGCCAUCUCCAGCUUCAUGGCCGAGGUGCAAUUUCACAACCUGACGGAGCGAAUUGCAAACUUUCAAGAGAGGUUCUUUAAGUUCGUGGUGUUGGAAGAGCAGUAUGAACAGUCCUUUUGGAUCUGCGUGGCUAGUGCUUCGGCUCAUGCCGCAAACCUGGUUGUGGUGGCCAUCAGUCAAAUUCCCCUCCCUAAGAUCACAACCAAAAUCGAAGAGGCCACAGUCACGGCCGAGGAUAUCUUGUAUUAA